Molecule: messenger RNA, 1161 nt
Organism: Ziziphus jujuba (common jujube)
Lineage: Eukaryota; Viridiplantae; Streptophyta; Magnoliopsida; Rosales; Rhamnaceae
Product: glucan endo-1,3-beta-glucosidase
Exons: 2
Coding region: 1-1134 (377 amino acids)
Biological process (GO): carbohydrate metabolic process
Cellular component (GO): plasma membrane
Molecular function (GO): hydrolase activity, hydrolyzing O-glycosyl compounds
Source: RefSeq, a predicted model, not a curated record
AUGCGAAUUGGUUUGCUGGAUAAUGGCUAUGGUCGGUUUGUUGGUGGGUGCUGUUAUAGCCGUCGUAAUACUCAUCACCUCCCAACAACCAGAAUUGUUUUCUCAAGUGUUGCUAUUAUUUUAUUGUUUUAUUUUCUUUUUUUAUUUCAUCCAAACUUGGUAACUUUGAUUUUAUUCUUUUAUGCAGCUUCUGCACAAUCUAUAGGUGUUUGCUAUGGACAAGUAGCCAACAAUUUACCACCAGAACCUGAAGUUAUAAAGCUCUACCAUUCCAAUCGCAUUGGAAAGAUGAGAAUUUACAAUCCAAAUCAUUCGGUCCUCGAAGCACUCAGAUUAAGCAACAUAGAACUCAUCGUGGGAGUUGCUAAUGAAGACCUCCAAUCCAUUGCCAACUCUGCGACAGAUUGGGUGCAGAGGAACAUUCUGCCUUAUGCUCCUGAUGUUAAGUUUAAAUAUAUAGCGGUUGGAAACGAGAUAAAGCCGCAAAAUGCAGAAUCAUCAUAUGUUCUACCAGCUAUGCAGAACAUAUACAAUGAACUUGUUGCUGCAAACUUACAAACCCAAAUCAAGGUUUCAACAGCAAUUGACCUUUCUUUGCUAGGAAGCUCAUAUCCACCAUCAUCAGGCUUAUUCAGUGCCACUGCAGCUCCAUAUAUAAGCCCAAUCAUUGGCUUCCUUGCAAACACUAAUGCACCACUUCUUGCCAAUGUUUAUACCUAUUUCGGCUACUUAGCGGACCCAGCAAACAUCAAGCUAAGCUAUGCUUUGUUUACUGAACCAGGAGUGGUGGUAAGAGAUGGUCAAUUUGGGUACCAAAAUUUGUUUGGUGCUAUUGUGGAUACACUUUACUAUGCUGUUGAAAAAGCUGGUGGACCAAAUGUGGAGAUUGUUGUAUCAGAGAGUGGUUGGCCGUCAGAAGGUGGAGAAGCAGCUACUGUGGAUAAUGCAACUACUUAUCUAAGAAAUUUGAUUGGUAAUGUGAAAGGUGGGACUCCAAGGAAACCUGGAAAGGCUAUAGAGACUUAUUUGUUUGCUAUGUUUGAUGAAAAUCAGAAAGGUCCUGCAGAAACUGAGAGGCAUUUUGGUCUCUUUUCUCCAGAUCAAGUGCUCAAGUACCAGAUUAGUUUUGAUUAGGAAAGUUUUGCUUACUAUUAGUUUACA